Messenger RNA from Eutrema salsugineum, 1694 nucleotides. RefSeq lists its product as uncharacterized. Bases 265 to 1452 code for a protein of 395 amino acids. Gene Ontology annotation, cellular component: membrane. Gene Ontology annotation, biological process: regulation of peptide transport. The transcript is spliced from 8 exons. NCBI's taxonomy places the organism in Eukaryota, Viridiplantae, Streptophyta, Magnoliopsida, Brassicales, Brassicaceae. The record is from RefSeq and is a predicted model, not a curated record.
ACGUCCCCUUCCUUCCGUCGCGGUUACUCUUCCGUUGAAGCUGGUCCAUUUUCUGCUCGUUUCUAGAUUUUCCCCUUUCUCUCUUCUUCACUCCACCACCUUCCUCGAACCAACCCCCUCAGGCUGAUUUAAUUCCUUUUGUUUCCUUUAGCGCAAGGUUCAAUUUUUCUUGCAAGUCAAUUUACACAAACAGAUCUCUGCGGAUUGAUCCACUUACACAGACCUGGGUCUUGAUUUCAUAUAGAGUUUUCCUAUUAUUAUCUGAUGGGUUGGAGAUACAAAGCUGGUCUUUUCUUGAUUGGCACCGUCGUUGUCAUAUGGGUCACCUCUGCAGAAGUUACUCAGGAUAUCUUUAUCGCCUAUAAGCAGCCGUUUGCAGUCACAUAUCUCGGAGCUUCUCUUAUGAUAGUUUACCUUCCCGUAGCAUUCCUCAAAGACUGGCUUUGUCGAUAUUUAGAGCAACGGCGAUCUUCCAGAAGCAAUAAAGUUCCCGCCUUGACCGAUGAGCCCUCCUCGGGAGAGAUCGGUUCUCCUCUGACGCACAAAAUCAUUGAAAUGGAACUUCAAGGGACUAUCACUAAGAAAGAUAGUGAGGAAGACUUUUCAUCCCAUGAAGAAGAUGCGAGACCUUUGAUCGGUAAAGGGAAAGAAGAGACACAGACUCCGAAACAUGGGAAAGAGAUCACCACAAAGCAGAUUGCAAUGUACGGGCUUUACCUCGCACCAAUCUGGUUUGUAACAGAGUAUCUGUCCAAUGCUGCUCUUGCUCGUACAAGUGUGGCAAGCACUACUGUAUUGUCCUCAACCUCAGGACUGUUUACUCUUUUCAUUGGUGCAUUUCUGGGUCAAGAUACUCUGAACCUGUCGAAAGUAGUUGCUGUAUUUGUCAGUAUGGCCGGUGUGGUCAUGACUACGCUCGGGAAAACUUGGGCUGCUGAUGAGUCACAAUUAAAUUCUUCACUCAACGGGCAACGGUCCCUUGUGGGAGAUCUCUUUGGGCUUCUCUCUGCAGUCUCGUAUGGACUAUUUACAGUGCUUCUAAAGAAGUUUGCCGGUGAAGAAGGAGAAGGAGUUGAUGUGCAAAAGCUGUUCGGAUACAUAGGAUUGUUCACACUUGUUGCUCUCUGGUGGCUUGUGUGGCCAUUGACAGCAUUAGGAAUCGAACCCAAGUUUACGAUACCGCACUCUGCCAAAGUUGAUGAAGUUGUAUUGGCUAAUGGUUUCGUUGGAAGUGUCCUCUCUGACUAUUUCUGGGCACUUUCUGUGGUGUGGACGACUCCGCUAGUAGCGACACUGGGAAUGUCUCUCACCAUUCCACUGGCGAUGGUUGCUGACAUGAUGAUUCAUGGUCGUCAUUAUUCCGCCAUCUACAUUCUUGGCUCUACUCAGGUGUUUGCUGGAUUCGUAAUAGCUAACAUCUCGGACUUGUUCUCAAAGAAGCUUGGUUUGUAACAGUGGCUUCAAGCUUGUCAAUGAUUCUUUUUUUUUUUUUUUGUGGUGUUUCUGGGUAGAAAUUGUAUCCUAGAUUCAUGGUUGAAGUGAAAAGUUUAUAGAUUUUUUUUUUCUGUUUACAUGAAUGAAAGAAAAGAAUGUGAUUACCACAGUUUUUGAUUUCCAAUAUGUUCGCACUGUGAAACAGAGUGAGAGGACCUGAGAGACAUGUAACUGUCGCUGUUCUUUUUGGCGGCAGCAAU